AGAGAGAAAAUCACAACACAGGCAGAUAGACAGCAACAGACACGAAGCGGGGAUUUGAGAUAGGACCAAAUAGACUGAAGAGGGAGUUGGCGAUUGAGAAAGUGAGAGAGAUAGGGUCAAUACACCGGGCGAAACGGGGACAUUGAUUUGAUGAAUAUUGCGUCAAAAUCAGUUAGAAUAACUCUCUGUGUUCCCUGAGUGACGGGAAGAGAGAUAACACACGCACGCACACACCGUCCGGAGUCCGAAAAUGGAGGGCAUGGCAUAUGGAGCUGGGAAGGCUGGAGGUGCUUUCAACCCUAUAACGUUCUUCCAGCAGCCACACACCAUCCUCCGGAUCCUCUCUUGGUUUUUCUCUAUUGUGAUCUUUGGUUCUAUAGCCAACGAGGGUUACGUGAACCGACCGGACGAGGCCCAGGAGUUCUGUAUUUUCAACAGGAACCAGAAUGCGUGUAACUAUGGACUGUUCAUGGGAACCUUGGCCUUUCUCUGCUGUCUGGUCUUCCUGGCCCUGGAUGUCUACUUCCCACAGAUCAGCUCCGUCAAGGACCGCAAGAAGGCUGUACUGGCAGACGUAGGGGUUUCAGCAUUCUGGUCCUUCAUGUGGUUCGUGGGGUUCUGUUUCCUGACCAACCAAUGGCAGGUGGCGAAGCAGGAGGACAACCCCCUGAGGGAGGGAGGGGAUGCCGCUCGUGCUGCUAUCACCUUCUCCUUCUUCUCCAUAUUCACCUGGCCUCCUCCACCUUCUUCACCCUCCUCCCUUCUAUUUCCCUCUACCUCACCACCUAAUCUACACACCUCUACCUCUCUCCACCUACCCCAUCCCCACCCUAACCUCCUCAACCCUCCCAACGCACCUUCUUCACCCCACCUCUCUCUCAUUUCCCUUCAUCUCACCCCCAACCUACACCCCUCUACCUCCCCACCUCCCUCCCAUUUCCCUUCAUCUCACCCCCAACCUACACCCCUCUACCUCCCCACCUCCUUCCCUCUUCCCUUCAUCUCACCCCCAACCUACACCCCUCUACCUCCCCACCUCCCUCCCAUUUCCCUUCAUCUCACCCCCAACCUACACCACUCUACCUCCCCACCUCCCUCCCAUUUCCCUUCAUCUCACCCCCCAACCCCAACUAUGCCCUCCCACACCACUCUCUUCACCCACUCCCUCCCUCCCCAAGGCGGCCCAGUCCUUUUUCGGCUAUCAGAGGUACCAGCUGGGGGCAGACUCUGCUCUCUUCUCCCAGGACUACAUAGACCCCAGCCUGGAUGCUGCGGCGGCCGGGGACCCCUACACCUCCUUCACGGCCGGGGGGGACGAUCUGGGACAAGGAGCCCCUGUGGGGGGGUCCUCCUAUCAGGGGAUGAACGGCGAGGGUGGUGGGGGGUACCAGGAGUACUGAUGGAGGAAAGUGGGGAUGAAAGGAGGAUGGGGGAGUAG
This is a messenger RNA of Oncorhynchus mykiss (rainbow trout), 1438 nucleotides long. The record is from RefSeq and is a predicted model, not a curated record. Lineage: Eukaryota; Metazoa; Chordata; Actinopteri; Salmoniformes; Salmonidae.